ACUCCUUUUUCUCUGAAAAAAUCUCUCUCUCCGUCGAAGAAAUUAAACCUGCAGCCUCCAACAAAUGGAAGCCACGAGCAGAAGUAGUACGGCGGCGGACCCAUGUCGGCCGCCGGAGAACCCAUUUUCCGGCGACCAAGAUCAAGAAGAAGAACCCAUUUUAUUGGAUCUUCACCUGUGUUCAAAUCCAGACGCAAAGCCCAGAAUUUUCUCAUGCAAUUACUGCCAGAGAAAAUUCUACAGCUCCCAGGCUCUGGGCGGCCACCAAAAUGCCCACAAGAGAGAGCGCACUCUCGCAAAGCGGGCCCACAGAUUCGACUCCUGUAAUUGGCCCGCCCUCCACGGCGGCGUGUUUGACCGACGCUCCCUCGGAAUCCACGCGCACUCUCAGCUGAUCCACAAGCCGCCGCCGGGUAAUGCCUUUUCCGGAUCCGGGUAUGGGUGGUCCAGGCCGGCGUUCAUCGGUCAGCUGCCGGCCGUCGGGCGGCUCACGGCGGUCGCUGGCCGAAGCUUUGGGGUUUUUGAAAACGUGGGGUGGGCGGCGAUCGGAGCUUCCGCCGCCGGUAAUAAUAGUAAUAGUAAUAUUGUUCAUUCUCAGACGAAACAAGAUCAGGAGACCAACUUCCUUGACUUGUCUCUCAAACUCUAACCUAAGAAGAUUAUUAUUAAUUAAUUAUUAUUAUUAUUUUUUCCAUUAUGUUAA
Momordica charantia (bitter melon) is the source of this 703-nucleotide messenger RNA. RefSeq names its product C2H2 and C2HC zinc fingers superfamily protein. The record is from RefSeq and is a predicted model, not a curated record. Lineage: Eukaryota; Viridiplantae; Streptophyta; Magnoliopsida; Cucurbitales; Cucurbitaceae. Gene Ontology annotation, biological process: negative regulation of abscisic acid-activated signaling pathway.